This is a messenger RNA of Eupeodes corollae, 1897 nucleotides long. RefSeq names its product esterase-5B-like. The record is from RefSeq and is a predicted model, not a curated record. Lineage: Eukaryota; Metazoa; Arthropoda; Insecta; Diptera; Syrphidae. The coding region runs from base 25 to 1686 and encodes 553 amino acids. The transcript has 3 exons.
GUGUUUGAAUUUUACUCCUCAGCUAUGGCCGGUCCUUCACGAUUUGGCAAUAUUAGUCUGCUACUUAUAUGUUUAUCGGCAGCGGUGGUGGUGGUUUCUUGUAACAAAAUCGAAAGUGACGAAGAACCCAUUGUUCAACUUCCAAAUGGGAAGAUUCGUGGUCUAAAACGUCCUGGUAAUUAUUUGUCAUUUGAAUCGAUUCCGUAUGCAGAGCCACCAAUUGGAAAAAAUCGAUUCGAGCCUCCUAAGCCCUAUCUUGCAAAUUGGACCGGUAUAAGAUAUGCAACGCAACAUCCAGUUUUAUGUAUGCAAUGGGAUCAGUUUGGCAAUAAGAAGGACCUCUUGAGUGGGGUUGAGGAUUGUCUCACUAUAAACGUUUACACUCCCAGUCUGACUCGAAACAAACCUUAUCCUGUCUUGGUGCUCGUUCAUGGAGGAGCUUUUACGUUUAGUAGUGCUCAAGAAAACCGUGAAGAUUUUCUUAUGGCAAAUGGAAAACUAAUUGUGGUCAAGAUGAAUUAUCGACUUGGACCGUUGGGUUUUCUGAGCACAGGAGAUGACGUAAUUUCUGGAAAUUUCGGUUUAAAAGAUCAACUCUUGGCUUUGGAGUGGAUAAAAGGCAAUGUUGCAGCUUUCAAUGGAAAUCCCGAAAAAAUCACUGUUUUAGGUUUUUCUGCAGGAGCAGCUUCAGUACAUUUACACAUGAUGAAUAAAAACUUCGAGAAGUUAGCAGCAGCUGCGGUUUCGAUGAGUGGAAAUGCUUUGCCCUAUUGGGUUGUUGAUAGAAACCCUAAAAAGAAAGCUGUCGCCUUGGCAACAUUUUUAAACUGCCCCACUGACAGCUCCAGUUCAAUCAAAAGGUGCUUGCAAGAUAAGGACCCCACGGACAUAGUUCGAACAAUAAAGGAGUUCCAGAAGCCUUAUAUUGGAUAUAAUCCUGCAGUACCCUUCAGUCCUGUGGUGGAGGCAAAAACUGUUCAAAACGCUUUCCUCACCGAGAAACCAGAAAUCAUAAUAAAAAGUGGAAAAUCUGCUAGAAUUCCUUGGCUUGCAGCAUUCACUAAAAAUGAUGGAGGCUAUAAUGCUGCGGAAUUCAUGCAAAAAGAUUCAAAUGGUGUGGAAUUAAUUGAGGCAUUGAAUGAACGUUGGCAAGAACUUUUACCUGUGAAUCUAUAUUUCAAAAAUGCUGUGGAUGAAAGUGAGUUGGAGGCAUUUACAACCAGCAUUCGACAGAAAUAUAUGGGUGAUGAAAAAUUCACAGCGCAAAAUUAUUUCUUGUUUCAAAAAAUGUACACCGAUGUCAUAUUUGCUGAUAGUACUAAAAAAUCUUGGAAUCUGCACAAGGAAUACACAGAUUCUCCAUUUUAUGGUUAUGUCUAUGAUAACCCACGACCUCGUAAUCUAGGAAAUACGUUGUCAAAUCGAACCGAUAUCAAUUUUGGAACAGUCCAUGGUGAUGAUUUUUAUUUACUUUUUAGAGGUCCUGAUUUCGAUGAGGUAUCUUUUACGGAAAACCAAAAGAAAAUGUCCUCAAAUUUCGUUAGAAUGAUUGAAGACUUCUGUCUUAAGGGAAACCUACAGUUUGGAACUUGUAAGUUUGCUGAGAAUUCUUCAAAGACCAAAGGGAUUGUCGCAAUGUAUAUAACGAAAGACUCAUGUAAACCAGUCAGUGUUGAUGAAUUGUAAAGCGAAGUUCUAGUUUGUCUGAAGAAAGCAAAACUUAACAGCCACCAAUUCUCAAUAGACGACAGUGAACUUCUAAACUUGAAAUUCUUAAACAAACUCUUGAACAACUAUAAUCAACAAAGGUUACAUAUUUUACAGACAAAAUUGUAAAUUGUUUUUUAAUUCACUACUUUUGAACAUUGCAAAAAUAAUAAAAACCAAAAUAUAUGAA